This is a messenger RNA of Hyposmocoma kahamanoa, 1178 nucleotides long. RefSeq names its product 2-oxoisovalerate dehydrogenase subunit beta, mitochondrial (gene BckdhB). The coding region runs from base 31 to 1134 and encodes 367 amino acids. Lineage: Eukaryota; Metazoa; Arthropoda; Insecta; Lepidoptera; Cosmopterigidae. Gene Ontology annotation, molecular function: catalytic activity. The transcript is spliced from 8 exons. Gene Ontology annotation, biological process: branched-chain amino acid catabolic process; response to nutrient. The record is from RefSeq and is a predicted model, not a curated record.
CGCACGGUGGGCAAGAACUCACACACAAUAAUGGCGAAUUUAUUGAAGAGAAGGAGUUUAUUGUUUACAAAACUGGUGAAUUCCGUGAAUUACUGGAAAAGACUAUCUUCGCAUUUUAUUUACUUUCCUGACAAUGAAAAUCCAGUGGAAGGGGACACUACAAAGAUGAACAUGAUGCAAGCCAUCAACAAUGCCAUGGAUAUCACACUAAAGAAUGAUCCAACAUCUGUGCUGUUUGGAGAAGAUGUGGGCUUUGGCGGAGUUUUUAGAUGUUCACUAGGGUUACAAGAGAAGUAUGGCAAAGAUAGAGUGUUCAAUACACCACUCUGUGAGCAAGGCAUUGCAGGGUUUGGGAUUGGAGUGGCCACAGCGGGAGCCACAGCCAUUGCAGAGAUACAGUUUGCUGAUUAUAUCUUCCCUGCUUUUGAUCAGAUAGUGAACGAGGCAGCAAAAGCGCGCUACCGCUCAGGAGGGCAGUACGAUUGCGGCGCGUUGACCAUACGUGCGCCGUGUGGAGCAGUAGGGCACGGUGGAUUAUAUCACUCGCAGAGCCCUGAGGCUUUCUUUGCACAUGCUCCUGGUUUAAGGAUAGUGGUACCACGAGGCCCCAUUGCAGCCAAGGGAUUGCUUCUCUCCUGCAUCCGCGAAAAGGAUCCAUGCAUAUUUCUAGAACCGAAAAUCUUGUACAGAUCUGCCACUGAAGAUGUACCUACAGGAGACUACACAUUGCCUUUGGGAAAAGCACAAGUUUUGAUGGAAGGUGACGCCGCCACACUUAUUGGAUGGGGCACUCAGAUCCACGUGCUGCUGGAAGUAGCACAAAUGGCUGAAACGAACUUAGGCAUAAAGUGUGAGGUCAUCGACCUCAUGUCCAUAUUGCCAUGGGACGAGGAAACUGUUUGCAAUUCUGUAAAGAAAACUGGGCGCUGUCUUGUUUCUCACGAAGCACCGCUCACUUCAGGAUUUGGCGCAGAAUUAGCUGCUACUAUUCAGGAGGAAUGUUUCCUUCACCUUGAAGCUCCAAUAGCAAGAGUCACUGGCUGGGACGCACCUUUUCCGCAUGUGUUUGAGCCAUUCUAUUUGCCAGAUAAAUGGCGUUGUUAUCAGGCACUCCAUGAUCUAAUCAACUACUAAACACCAAGCAUGCAUUUGUAUUAUAAACUAUGAUAUAACUACCA